This is a messenger RNA of Helobdella robusta, 2589 nucleotides long. RefSeq lists its product as hypothetical. The record is from RefSeq and is a predicted model, not a curated record. The coding region runs from base 1 to 2589 and encodes 862 amino acids. NCBI's taxonomy places the organism in Eukaryota, Metazoa, Annelida, Clitellata, Rhynchobdellida, Glossiphoniidae. The transcript is spliced from 5 exons. Gene Ontology annotation, molecular function: catalytic activity.
AUGGCUAAAAAUGUCACUUGUUCGGAAAACUCGUUCAGAUUGAAGCUCGCCAAUUUCAUUGAUGAUAUGUACGAAGUUACCAGGACUUGCAUCAAUAUUAGAUACUAUUGCGAUACGUGUGUAAAAUCCUCCAUGAAACAAGCUAUGAAAAGAAUUGAAAAAAUGGAAGAAAACAACGAUGAAAUUAUUAAAAAAAUUACCUUGUUGGAUAAUUCAGAGAAAAAACUUUGCACUGAAAUUAACAACCUCAAGAGCGAAUUGAAUAAAACAUUUGCAAGUGUUGUUGGUUCGGAGGUCAAAAAAAGUGUUGAUAGCAUCAACUUGGAGGUAAAGAAUGUCAGCAAAACUAUAAACAGUGUUGUUGAAUCAAAGGAGAGAGAAACGAACAUGAUUGUUUUUCGAUUGAAAGAGGGGGAUGCUGAUAAGACAAGUAUAGAAAAAAUAGUGAAACACUUGACAAAUGGGACAUGUGACCAGAAAAACAUCGUCAAAAUCUAUGGACUUGGCAAAAAAAGUGACAUCAUUACUCUUUCGAUUUUGAUCAAAUUUGACGAUGUAAAAAACAAGGAAUUGGUCAUAAGAAACAGUCACAGAUUAAAAUCCAUUGGUGACGAUUUGACGGGUAUUGGUCUGAGCCACGAUCUUACAAGUGAACAAAGAACUGAACUAAAACAGCUUGUCAGUAGUUCGAAGAAACAGGAAUCUGAGGAUAAAGAGGGUUUUUUAUACCGGGUGAGGGGGGACGUCGGGAAAUGGAAAGUGUUGGUAAAGGUACAAUAUGUUAAUUUUUGCAGAUUCGGACCUGGAAACAAGAAAUAUAAUACUAAUGAGAAAAUGGUUAGGAUUGGUCUGUUGAAUGUCAGGUCUAUCAACAAUAAGGUUGAUGAUGUCUAUGGAAUGAUUUAUGAUGGCCUCGACAUACUGGUUUUGUGUGAAACAUGGCACGGGACCGAAGGUAGUAUUUCCGUUAGAUUAGCUAUGCCACCUGGUUUCACAUUUGUGAAUUUUGUCAGGCCGCAUGACCCUGGUCACGGGGGUUUGGUAAUUUAUUUUAGAAGUGAUUUUAAGUAUAAAAAAAUAAAUCUCCCUUUAUUUUCCAAGUUUGAAGCUCUGGCCAUCAGAUUGAAGAUUGGAAUUGAUCAGUUCUGUUUAAUUGCCCUCUACAGACCUGGCUCGGAACAGACGACUUCAUUAUUCUUUGAAGAGUUGAUUUCUAUGUUGGAGUUUAUUACAAUGUCGGAGGCUCAUGUCGUACUUAUGGGUGAUUUUAACAUUCACGUUGAAAAGAUGGAUAGUCCUUUCACUCUACGACUACAUGAGAUACUUGAUAUGUUCCAGUUGGUCAAUCAUGUUAAUCAACAAACGCAUGUGUCGGGAGGUACGUUAGACCUAGUAAUUUGUUCACAGGAUUUUCCAAUUCUUGAUACUAAGAUUGACCCGUGUUCGGUAUACUCUGACCACAGUUACGUAGGUGUGAGAGUGGCGUUGAAUCAAGUUCGACCAAAAUUGGUGAAAGCAUGUGUCAGACCGUGGAAAGAUCUGAACGAAAAAUGUUUUGUUGAAGCACUAGCGAACUCUCCUGUGGCAAACAAAUGUCAAUCUGAUGAUGUGGAUUAUGAAUUUGCUCUGUUUAGUGGUGAAAUUCAACAAAUUUCUGACAAUUUAGUGCCUAUGCGGGGGACGCUGCCUAUAUGUGUUGGUGGCCUGGGUUUGGGUUCCGCGGCUGAGCUGGCAACUUCUGCCUUUUUGGCUUCUGCUGCUGCCACGGUGGCCCUCCGGGAUCUGAUGUUGCCGAGGGAUGGGAUUUAUGUUGAUAACUUCAGAAUGCAAGUAUACGAUAUGUGGCGCGCCACCAACGGAGAUGUGGUUGCGUUCGAGAAACCCUCGCAAAAACACUGGAUUGCUCCCUGUCUUAAUAGAUCAAAUGAUCGAUUGCUACAACUGAAUGGCUCCACUUUCGACAAGGCUAGAAUUAUGGCUGUCAAAAGCGAGUUGGGCUCCGCCUGCUUGAGGGCGCUACCCAACACCUCCUGCGGCACUAGAUUGGAUGACUCUUGUGUCCGCGUGAGCCUGGGUCCUGAAAGACAAGCCAGACAUACGGCUGUCAACGAAUAUCUAGUACGAUGUUUUCAAAAGGCUGGUAUCCCGGUUAUAAAAGAACCCAUGGGUUUGAUAGAGGAAGGAGCUUUUAGGCCUGAUGGUUACACUAUCACCCCAUGGGCUCAGGGAAGAUUCCUGGCUUGGGACGUUGCCUUUCCCCACACCAUGGCUGACCGUUAUAUUGGCUACACUUCAGUGGAGGCGGGCACUGCUGUCCUUAAAGCGUCCGAUUUUAAAAAUGAAAAAUACGUUUCAUUAAACAAUUUAAGCAAAACAUUUCAAACCAUUUGCAUCGAAACGUUCGGACCAACAGAUAAGCGCACAUCAUUUUUUAUUAAAGAAUUAAUAAGAAAAAUAGUUAAUAUAACGGGUGACCCUAAUGAAGAUAAUUAUUUAAAACAAACACUUUCACUUCUAUUACAAAAAUUCAAUUCCUUUUGCAUUCUGGAUGGAGCUGCUAGAUGCCUGACUGCGAGACCAGGGACAUAG